This is a messenger RNA of Chara braunii, 4510 nucleotides long. The record is from the annotation of a GenBank genome assembly. NCBI's taxonomy places the organism in Eukaryota, Viridiplantae, Streptophyta, Charophyceae, Charales, Characeae.
GCUUACUUGGCUCUGACUUGGGCACAGGGGUGGGCCGAUACACACACGAAGACACUGCUCGCUCAAUGAUGCUGUUCGAUACUGUCUGCCUAACUGAUGAGCGGAACAGACCCUGUGGAUGAAAGAGUUGACGAUAGGAGACUGACACGUUCAAGGGCCCUUAGGGUCCUGCACGUGUACCAGGCCCUACAACUGGGAGACGAAAGACGGCUUCAGGCCGACCGUAGAGCCCGUGCACUAGCAGCAGUUAGGGCAACAGCCAACGUUGCAACUAGGGAACAGGCGGCAGCAGCAGCCAGGGCAGCCACCAUGUCUGGCGCAGCAGCAGCCGGGGCUGCAUCUUCGUUAGGAACUAAUGGGAACCAGUUGGGAAUGCCAACAAGUUCCACAAGUUCCACAGGCACUUCCGGUUCAACAGGUUUUAGACAGUCUUCUAGUCAAAUGGCGGGCUCGCAGUUCAGCCCGCUGACCUCACGUGAGAGGGAGCUCAGAGAGAUCCAGCAGGUCGAGAGGCUCCGCCGGAAGUUAGAGCAGGACCUGAAAGAUGCUACCGAUAGAGAAAAUGCGAUGAAAACUGGAGCAGCCAGGCUUGAAACUUUAGAGGCUGACAAGGUUGAACUAGAGGGCUUGGAUGAGUCAUUAAUGAAUGACCACAUGAAAGUGUUGAAGAAGAACAUGUUGUCGUUGCACGCACACAUGGACAGCAAGUUAGAAUUCAUGCAAAGCACUCUAGACCAAAUCCUGGACGCUGUGACAAGGCCAGGAUUCCGACCACCAGCACAAUCGUCGUUACCGUUGUCGGCGAUGUCAGGCCCCUUUCCAGUUCAAGCUGGUACACAACCUAGUGGUACGUCUGCAGCAGCCGCACAGACUGUUGCAUCUACUUCUUCGGGUCCAGCGGUGGGUGCUACACCACCGCAACAACAGGCUAGUCCUCAACAAGGACAGCCGCAAGGCCAAUGGUAUCCUAAGACCCCAAUGAAACCGCCUCUUGCCUUCUCAGGUGAGGGAAAGGGCGAAGAGCUCAACACUUGGUUGAGAAUAGUCCCGGUUUGGGUGAAGGCGAAGAGGACCUUGCUAGAGGACGAAGUGGUAACUGCAUCUUACCUCGAGGGUAAGGCAGUCAAAUGGUUAGAUGGUGUAGUUAUCAAGGCCGAGUAUGGGAGACGCAUGGCGGACUGGGCUAAGUCUCUAACGUUAGACCAGUUCAUGGAAAUGGUAGAAGCUCGAUGGCAUAACCCACAGGAGGCACAAAAGGUCAUUGAUGCCAUAAACAAACUGGACCAACGAAAGUUCAAAUCGGUUAGAGAGCUUACGACUACCGUUGAGAGCCUAAUCCUCGUCCCAGACAUUAACUACAGCGACCAGUUCCUAUUGACUACAUUUGUCAGUUGUCUCCCAGAGAACAUCAGGAACUUGCUGGCCAGUGAGGCACGCGUCGAGUAUCACUCGUUUGAGACAUUGUCUAGGAAAGCCUUAGAUUUGGAGGCCACGCUAGGCAAUGCUCAACCUACCUCUCAGAAUGACUCGAAGAAGAAGAAGAGUCCCCAGGAGUGGAAGAAGAAGGGGGCGAAGUUGAUGAUGGUUGAGUCCGAUGGGACUCAAACUGAGAUCGACGAACUCUCUGACUUGGUGGACUAUUCAGAGUAUGACGGCGAGGAGGUAGCUGAGGGUAGCACCCUCGCUGCAGUAGUAAAGGCUAAGGCCAGUGGCCGAGGGAAGGGCCAACCUAGGGGUCAAGGGAAGGCCGCCUCCAAUCAGACCAAGCAGGUUGAAUGGGUUAAGGCAGGUCUUGAUCAAGACGUGUGGCGUGAUCGCCGAACGCGUGGCGCUUGUAUCAACUGCGGGGAGUACGGACACUCGCAAUACAAGUGCCAGAACGCGAAGGUUACGCAGAAGGUAGCUCAAAAGAUGGGGGCAACCUACUCCCAGGCUUCUAGCUUGGGAAACGCUGAUGAGUGCGAGGGUGCUUUCAAGAGAUUGAAGCAUGCACUCAUGAAUCAUGAGGUUUUCAUGGUUCCCGAUCCUCAAAAGCCAUUCAUAGUGACCACUGACGCAAGCCAAUACGGCAUUGGCGCAGUGCUGGCUCAACAGAAUGGGAAAAAGUUGAGACCGAUUGAGUACAUGAGCAAGAAGAUGCCAUCAAAGAAGUUGGCAAAGUCCACCUAUGAAAGGGAACUCUAUGCUCUAUACAAAGCACUUGUCCAUUGGAGACACUUCCUAUUGGGAAGAUUCUUCUCCUUGAGGACUGAUCAUCAGACCCUCAAAUGGAUCAAGACUCAACCGGCUCUUUCUGAUGCACUCAAGCGAUGGAUUGAGGUCAUAGAUCAAUAUGACUUCAARCUURAGUAUCUGAAGGGGGAGUACAACAAGGUUGCAGAUGCGCCAUCCCGUAGAGCGGAUUACCUAGGUGCGCUAGUUUCUGACUUUGGCAUAUCUGACGAAAUAACUCAAUCGUUGGUGGGAGCCUAUCAGGAAGACCCUGUAACGAUGGACAUCAUUCGCAAACUUCAGGCAAAAGACAAGGCCACAGAAAGUGAGUUCGUGAUGGUGGACGGGCUUCUCUAUCUUGAUAAGGCCAGAAUAAAGAGACUAGUAGUUCCAUCUAGUGAACCGUUGUGUAGUUUGUUUUUAGGAGAAUGCCAUGACGCAACGGGACACUUUGGCUACAAGAAAACGAGUGUUAAUCUAGUACAGCGAUUUUGGUGGCCUGGGAUGUUCGAUGGCGCAAAGAAGUACGUAGAAACCUGUCAGGUCUGCCAGCGGGACAAGCUGCGAACUCAAGCACCGCUUGGGUUGCUUAAGCCCUUACCUAUUCCCGCUAGUCCAGGACAGAGUGUUUCCAUGGAUUUCAUGGACACCCUGGUAACUAGCAAGAGUGGUAAGAGGCACAUCUUCAUCAUCAUAGACCGAUUCACCAAAUACGCUAGACUAGUUGCCAUGCCAGAGAGUGCGAGGACUGACCACGUCAUUAAGUUGUUUAAGGACAACUGGGUGCGGGACUUUGGUUUACCAAAGACUAUCGUUAGUGAUAGAGACGUCCGAUUCACAAGUGAGCUAUGGAAGAAGACUGCGGAACAAAUGGGCAGUCAACUUCAGAUGACUUCAGGGAAUCAUCCCGAAGCCAACGGACAAGCCGAACAGAUGAAUWGAGUUGUACAGCACUUGCUGAGGCAUUACAUCAAGCCCAGCCAAGAUGAUUGGGAUAAGAAGUUGCCACUCAUCGCCAGUCUGUACAACAAUGUUGUGCACAGCAGCACCGGCGUGAGUCCUAACCAGCUACACUUGGGAUGGAAGCCUAGAUCCGCAUUAGACUUCCUCCUACCUGAAAACCGACCUGCUGCAACCCCAGGCACACUGGAGUAUGGUGUGCAAUAUGAGAAAUUGUUGCAAGAAGCUGUCGAGCACAUGAAGAAAGCUCAGCAAGCAAUGAUUGCUUCUGAGAAUCAACAUCGUAGACAGUCCACAUUUCAGGUAGGGGAACGUGUCUGGGUCAAGGCUAGUGAGCUAGGACAGGAAUUCAGAAUCUCUCGCAAACUAAUGCCUCAAUACUUUGGUCCCUGGGAAGUCCUAGAUAUAGUGGGAGAUGAGAUGGAUGGUCCUACUUAUGUCACUCGUGUCCCUGGACACCUACGCACUCACCCAGUCUUUCAUGCCUCAAAGCUUGCACCUUUCGCUGGGACUGAUCAAUUCCCUUCCAGGAGAUCGAUGCUGCCCCCAACCAUGGAUGGACAAGUCGACAUCGAUGACAUUGUGGAUCACCGGGACAUGCCUGUUGCAAAGCCGUUGGGUAUGCCUUGGUGUCCGAGCUGUCGGAGAUACUUCCACUCGGAAGGAGACCCCGAUUGUCAGGCAGUAAGGCGGAAACCCUACGCGGAAGUGGUCAAGCAGGACAGACGCCCUCCGCCAAAAGAAAAGGGUCAGGAGGGAGGAGACGGGGGAGGGAACAAAGGUGGUAUUGGAGGGGGAGAUGGGAAAGGAGGGAAUAAGAGUGUAGGAGCUGAUGGGGAAGGGAGGGGAGAAGGAGGCAAGAUGGUGGGUGACGAGGGGGGCGGUGGUCGAGAUAGAGAAAGGACGGGUGAUGGGAAGGACUCAACGGGGGGUAUUGGGGGAGAGAAAAGCGGGGAUGUGGAGAUGAAGGAAGGGGGGGGAAAGCGAAGAAAGGGGGGGGAAAGGCAGACGUGAAAGAAAAGAAAGGUUGUAAAGAGGUUGGGAGGGAGAAGAAGGAGGAAAAGGAGAAUGGGGGGCUGACGGAGGAGAAGGUAGAGGAGAGAGGCGAAAGAGCCGACAUAGAAGAAAAAGAGACCUCGUCACCAUAUCUGAGAAACAAGGGUUGCAGAAGGAUGGGAGUGGCCCUUCUGCAGAAGACUUAUCAGUAGAUAUUAGAACAGCCUAUAUGGAGAUGGAGGAAGAUAAGCAUUUGGUGAGGGAGAAAAGGAAGAGGUUUGACACCCAAGUAGAGGAAGAAGAAGACCCGUUCUCAGAUGAAGAGGUGAUUAGAGCUUAGAGC